Molecule: messenger RNA, 2039 nt
Organism: Helicoverpa zea (corn earworm)
Lineage: Eukaryota; Metazoa; Arthropoda; Insecta; Lepidoptera; Noctuidae
Product: scavenger receptor class B member 1-like
Exons: 11
Coding region: 38-1711 (557 amino acids)
Cellular component (GO): membrane; cytoplasm
Molecular function (GO): scavenger receptor activity
Source: RefSeq, a predicted model, not a curated record
CAAAAAUCCUUCUUUUCAGAAUACCAAACUCUCAAAAAUGUCUUCCGCCAAAAUUCUAGAAGACAACGGUUCGUCAUCAGGGUCUCUGAGAUCAGAAGAUACAGAUUCGACUCCAGAAAGUGCCACAGACUCACUAAAUAGUUUGUUCAAGACCAAAGACAAUGUAUGUGUUGAAAACUGCAUUGAAAAGGCUGAGUGCGAGAGUGGGAGAAAGAGGGGAGUUUGUUGCAGUCCAAUAGUACAAUGUGUAUGGGGAGUCCUGAUGAUACUCCUGUCGAUAGGCAGCUUUAUCUUCACGCCUUUAGACUUCAUGCUGCUUGAGAAACUGAAUAUGAGGCCUGGCAUGCCACCAUACGACUGGUGGUCGGACCCGCCCGAUGAGGUCAAGCUGAAGGCGUAUGUAUUCAACGUGACCAACCACGAGAGGUUCUUGCUAGGGUUGGACGAUAAACUCAAUGUGGAGGAGAUUGGACCUGUGGUUUAUUUAGAGAAGCUGCUACAUUCAAACGUGCACUUCAACGAGAACAGCACGAUGACGUACACGGCGCGACGGUUCCCGAUAUUCCUGCCGGAGCACAACACUGUCGAUCUUAACGCCACCAUUAUAGUGCCCAAUGUCGCUGUACUGGGUAUAUUCUCCUACCUCCACGACGCGAACUACUUCGUGAAGACCUUACUUCGAUCCCUGGUGACGAUGUACAAUCGAGAACCCUUCGUCAAGAAGACUAUUUACGAACACCUGUGGAACUUCACCGAUCCUGUGUUGGAUAUGUCCAAGAACUUGGCUCCGGGGCUGGUGCCGGUCAAUAAUGCUGGUAUGCUGGCUAGAAUUUACGCCGACUUCACAGACGAGAUGACAGUUAAAAUAGGUCCCCAGUGGGGUCACAAGGAGUUCUUCCAGAUCGACCGCUUCAGGGGAGAACCACAGCUCCCUGGAUUCGAUCCUGAUGUAUGUCCGGACCGCAUCUUCGGUUCUACAGAAGGCGUGAUGUACGCUCAACGCCUGACCAAGCAAGAUGUUCUCAAAUAUUGGAGAAAAACCGUCUGCAAGCUGAUGCCGCUGUAUUUUGAUAGUGAGCUGACGAUGCACAACGUUCCCCUAUACAGGUAUAACCUGUCAGAAAAUGUCUUCGACCGCGUGACGAACGGUACUGACUGCUAUGAUACCGUACCGAGCCUACACCAAGGGUUAAGCGAUGCUUCCAAGUGUUAUUUUGAUUUCCCAAUGGUGGUAUCGUUCCCCCACUUCUAUACGGGGGGAGUUCCUAAAGACCAGUUUGUGACCGGUCUCAAACCUGACAGGCUGAAACAUAACUCAUUUGUUAUCUUGGAACCCUACACAGGGACGCCAUUCGAAGCAGUAGCCAGGAUGCAGAGUAAUUUAAGAGUCCACGACCUUUCGGGCUUCGAUGAGAAGUUUGCAAAGCUCUCCAAUACAGUCAUACCUCUGUUCUGGGCUGAAUAUCACCAAGAAGGUCUCCCAGCUAAAAUAAGAAGAGCAGUUUUCUUCACAAGAGUGAUUCUACCACCUCUAUCUAUAAUUAUAUCUACUUUAAUGGCCCUUCUUGGCGUCUACCUAUUAACCAAACAAAUAUACAGAAGUAAUUUAGAAAGUGACAUAUUAAAAACUAUUUUAAUAUUGAAAAGUAAAAACGCAACGAACAAUAAGGUUUUGGCCUUCGAAAAAGAAACCUUUUUGAAGGCUAGUUAAUUUUUUUUAAUAUUUUUUUUUUAUACGUUGUACUUACUUACUGUCUUUGAAUCGGUAUUUUUUAAGGUUCGUAUUUUUGCGAAUUUAAUAUUUGUGUGAGGACCGGUUUAUGCGUUUGUUUAACGACCGUUGCCAAUAUUUUAUCUAUGUAUCUGUUAAUUUGGUCACUAGAGAUAUAAUCCUAACGAAUAUUAUAAAUGUGAAAGUAGCUCUGUCUGUCUGUCCUUCACGCCUAAACUACUGAACCGAUUUGUGUGAAAUUUGGUACAGACAUAGGUUGAAACUUGAGUAAAGACAUGGAUAGUUUUUAUUCCAAAAAAAAUAUAAU